AUGGUCACUCAGAACAGAACUUGCUUGUCUCAAAGCAAAGGCCACAAAUGCACCGGCUCCUCAACAAGAACGAUUCAUUGUCCCAAACUCGCCUGUCCAGGAGAUGUGUGUGCAUUGGACACAAAAGCGGUGACGAAUCUUGUGACUGGCAAAAGGCUUUGCGGUGUCGGCCUGCCCCAGGAUCCCGUUUUGCAAAUGCCCUUAUGCACGACAACAACCAAAAAGGCUACGACAAGGGCCACAACGAAGACAACGAAGAAGCCGACCACAAAGACCCCAGCUCUACCGUGCUUCACUCAUUAUGCCUCAUCCACAAAAUAUGCGAAUUGUGCCGCUGUUGGUGCUGGCUUCAAAGCUGUUGGUGGAUCGUGUUACAAGGCAAUUUAUGUGAAUGCCGAUUAUGCUGGAGCAAGAGCCAAAUGUAAGGCUGCUCAUGUGGAUGCGGACUUGGCCACGAUUCGAUGUGAUGCGGAGAACACGGGAGCUUCUGGUGUUGUGUCGGCUGCUCUGAAGACUCAAUGUUUAUCGUUUGGAGAGUUCUUCCACAGUCAACUGUUGUUGGGAAUCAAUAAUGUGACAAGAACUAGUGGAAUUUCCUGGACGAAUGGAGCCAAUACGACUUAUCGCAACUGGGCCCCAGGAGAGCCAAACGGAAGUCCGGUCGAUGCAGUCAGCAGUGCAACGCUCUACAUUGCGUCAACAAAUCCAGCUGGUGGAGUGACGUAUCCACUGGGAAAAUGGGAAAACACGCCACCAGAUUGGGUGGUUUGUGCUGCUCUCUGUGAAGUGAUCACGGCAAAGACGGGAACUGGUUGUGGAUUGCGGCCGUGUACCGCGGCGACAAAAACGACAACCACAAAGAAAACGACAACAACCACAACUACGACCACAACGACACCAGCGCUACCAUGUGUCACAACUUCGGUACCCACCACAACCUAUGCCGAUUGUGCAGCUGUUGGUGGUGGCUUCAUUGAUCAAAUGUUAUUGGGAAUUAACAAUGUGACAACGACGAGUGGGGUUGCCUGGUCAAAUGGUGCCAACUCGACUUAUCGAAACUGGGCCCCAGGAGAGCCAAACGGAAACAGUCCAGCAGAAACAGAUGCAGCCAGCAGUGCAACGUUCUACAUUGCGUCCACAGAUCCAGCUGGUGGCACGUAUCCGCUGGGACAAUGGGAAAACAUGCUACCAACUUGGGUGGUUUGUGCGACUCUCUGUGAAGUGAUCACGGCAAAAACCGGAAAUGGUUGUGGCUUCUCACCGUGCCAGAAUGGUCCG
Messenger RNA from Mesorhabditis belari, 1278 nucleotides. The record is from the annotation of a GenBank genome assembly. Lineage: Eukaryota; Metazoa; Nematoda; Chromadorea; Rhabditida; Rhabditidae.